Messenger RNA from Protopolystoma xenopodis, 420 nucleotides. Lineage: Eukaryota; Metazoa; Platyhelminthes; Monogenea; Polystomatidea; Polystomatidae. The record is from the annotation of a GenBank genome assembly.
UCCAGUCAGCGCACUUGGCAACGCAAACCUCGAUCAGGUAGCGGUGAAGAUUUUACUUCGGGUCAAUGCUCUCUUCACAUAUCUAAGGACGGAGAGCGAACAGGCGCCGAGACCGAGGAGUUAAGUCAGCGCCAGCUCGUCGUUUAUGAUGAAGCUGACGGACUUUACUCGGAUUUUUGCAGCCAGAGGACUACAUCAGCUGGCAUAAAGCCCUCAGCUCUUGACAGACAUACGACCGCAUCUUCCAAUAAUAUAACAGCCAGGCUGGGUGGAAAACGGCUAUCUGGAUGGGCCAAGCUCGGGCACAAACCCGGGUUCAAAUCAUUGGAGCUUCCAAUGUCCCGGUUUCAGUCGGGGUUCCAACAUUGCAUCAUGCCACAAGAAUUUAUUGUUGAUUUUGCUUUUAAAUUACUGUUCUGA